AAAAUCUGUCAACUGUCAAAUGCUGUCAGCAGACGAUACUGUACUGUUGCGCGUGUGGGAUGAAGAUGUCACAAUGCAAUGAUGACAAUUUUGAACUUGACCUCUUUAGCUCCAUUUAAAAAGUGAUAUUUUAUGCGCUAGUUUAUCGUAUUGAUGUAGAAAUGAGACGAGGACGAUAUCAACCCUUUUUUAAUAAACGAACAGCAACAAAAUUACGCCUUCCAAAGAUAAAAACAUUACAAAUCAUUUCAAUAGUCAGUUUACAGACCAAGGAAAAGUGAAAAAAAGAUUUAAAUGAUUUUUUUGUUAAUCAUAAACUUCAACUUGAAACCCACAAAACACAAUAAUGGAGCAAGUACUUUCAAUAAGCUGGUCUAACCGAAUUCUACUCACAAGCACUAUCAGUAUUCUAAUUUGUUUAAUACUCCAAGUAUACGUUGCUCAGCUUUCGGUGUCAACCCCUAUGGUCAUAUCUUGGGCCAUUCUUAUAAUUACUUUAUCGAUAUGGUUAAGCUGUGUUGCAUUGAGACUCAUACUUAAGGCAAAUAGUCCAUUGAUCAUUCAACCCUUCAACAAGUGGCUACAACUAUUAGUCAGUGUCUAUAUAAAACAUGAUCUUCAAUUAACGCAACAGCAGCAAAGUGAAAUUAUUAAGGAUGCUGAAAAUACAAACAUCAAGCCCCUGAGUACCACUGCAAGCAACAAUGACCAAAAACCGAAUAAUGAAGAUUCAAGCUCAAAUGGAACAUUCCAAAAAAUUACUAAUCAGAACAAGGACUCAUCUUCAACAUUUAUGGCCAGAAUAAAUUUGGAUGAAACAGUCGAUGAGAUUGACUCAAAGUUUAUUAAUGUUUGGUAUCAAAAUGUCAGCAAUGAUGAAACAUUUUGUAGCGAAGCAAAGCUGCUAUUGAAGAACCUAUUAGAUAGAGUAAACCAUCAACUGAAUAAUGUUGAUCAGAUCGAAGUAGUGAGGAAGAUUGGCAAUGUGUUGCUAUUGCAUUUGAAAGAAUAUCGUAGAUCGCUUCGUCGUCUGGAAAAGGGAACAGUGACUGAUAUAGAGGAAGCUUAUCGAUAUGUUCAUCCAGGUUCCCGAAACACAGCAGCUUUGGAGUAUAGUUUACAUAGAGUGAUCACAGUACUCGCUAGAGAAUUUCUACAGUGGGAAAUAAUGAGCUCCUUACCAUGUAAGCUUCUGUUUUCUGUACUGGCUAAAAAGUUACUUUCAAGAAUCGAAACUAUCAGCUCCCCGAAUUGGAUAUAUGGUGUCAUUUUGACAGCAGUCAGUUCAGAACCGAUUGAUACUGAGAAAAAUACUACACAUAACAAGAGUGCUGUGUCAUCGGCUCUUAGUGAUGCUAUUCUUUCUACUACAGCAGCAGUGAUAUCGCGUCCAUUUCCUAAGGCUGGUCAGGCUGCAAUUGUUUCUACAAACAGUAAGGUCAAUAAUGAAAAUGGACCAAGCUUAUUAGAAAGAAGAGCUUCUUUGAGCUUAGAUGGCUUGGAAAUAAGUCACAGGGGUUUGUGGGCUAACGUAGAGAUCUCUGAGCCUGAUUCUGAACCAGAUGAAGACAGGUUGUCACCAGUUUAUGAGGAGCCAACUGAUUUAGCGACAACAAUUGCCAGAUUGCGAAGCCUUUUGCAUCAAAAAUCAAAUGUCACAACUCCCCAGCAAACGGAGGAAAAGUCUUGCACAGUCUAUGAGGAUAGUCACUUAGCGAUUCCUUGGACAGAGUUUCAUACAGCACCAGAUGGCUCUCAGCAGCUUUUCUAUUGCAUUCAGUUUGACGACAUAGAACAGCAUGGAUCGCACUUUUUUGAAACUACAACAGCAACCGUGAAGAGGCAGUAUUCAGAUUUUGUACGGCUUCAUGCCAGCCUUGCAGAGGUUCCAUCAUUGGCAGCAGUAUUAGCAGACAUAAGUUUGCCAGAAGGUGGGCGUGUAGAAAUGGAAAAUUAUUUAAAACAGAUUUGCACGCUUUUAGCGGCAGAAUAUCCACCUCAACUACGUCAUUUCUUACGCCCUAGUAGUAAUAGUAGUAAAAAAGCAGAUGCCGUCGCUCCAAGGCUGGACAGAUUUUUGGCUAAAACUGUAAGCGGAGUAUUUAACACGUUAAAAACUGUGGUGCCUGGCUUUGAAAUGGAUCCAGAGAUAGAGGUGAUGCCAAUGCCAACAUUGAUGUCAUUGGCUGAUGUUCCUUGGCGUUUCGUUGAAGAUUUAAAUUCUCGGAACUUGGGUCGUGAAUUGCAACAAUUGGUUGCUGAAAGAAUAGAUUACUGUUCAGUUGACACAGCUUAUGAAGCAGUAGAAUCCAUUGAAGGAAGCGGAGACUCUGAACUGCUAGAUCACUGGUGGAAAACAUUCAAUGCACCAUAUGACGAAGAACUUGAUGAACUCGACACUGGAAUAUCUUUGACUCAGAUGGUAAUAGAUUUGACCUCUGAAAUUCUAGUCGGAGCUGGAUGUGACAGUGUUAUUGAACAGGAAGCUGUUGUUAGAGCAAUCAAAUUAUUCGCUGGUAAUAUUGCCGAGUCUUCAUUACAGAAUAUGAUUAGAACAUUCGUCCAUCAUUUGGACAACUUGAAUAUUUUCACAAGCCCUAUUAGUGAGAAUAAUAGAGUAUUGGACGAUCUUGAGGAUGAAUUACUCUGGCAGCUCAUGUCCAUGGUUCCACCUCAAGUGAAGAUAUUUUUAGGAGACAAUGAGACGAGUAAGGCAUUGAAAUUUGUGAUGAAAUCUCUAGAAAACAAAAAAAUCAAUCGUGACUUGUACCUGCAAUUAUUGGAUGUCUUAGCGUCGCAAUUACUGGCAUCAUCUAAACUGAGCCAACAAGUUAUACCAUGAUAAUGAGGUUUGUUAUCUGUAAGUACGUCCCCAACAGAUAGAAUUAUAAAUAAAUUCACAAAGAACCAGUAUCACCAACACAAAAUACACUUCUUUAGAUGAAACUUUUUAUCUACUCCUAAGCUCAAAUUAUUCUAAUAUAGUGGUUUCUAAUAUGCUGUUACUUUUCUUCAUUAGUUUGGAGUCAUAGAUCAACCAGAAGUCUAUGAAAACUUUUGUUAGAAUUUGCAUUAGAUGCUGUUUAACUGUUUAUGUAAGUUUUGAUAACGUUUUUUGUUAGUUUUAAUAUUUUAAUCAAAAUAUAAUGAUCUGUGUUUAUAUUUUUUUUAUUGAAAUUAUCAAUUUCAAAAUUUGAUACUAUUGAUUGCAAUCUUGUUAUGUUAGAAAAAAUGUUAAAUGCAUAAAUAGUUUAAGAAUUUAGAAGAUUUAGUUUACACAUGUAACCUGUGAUUUAAAUCUUGAUACACACAACAGAAAGACAUGAAUACACUCAGAAAAUGUAUCAUCAAGAUAUAAUAUACACCCAAUCAGUA
Molecule: messenger RNA, 3375 nt
Organism: Athalia rosae (coleseed sawfly)
Lineage: Eukaryota; Metazoa; Arthropoda; Insecta; Hymenoptera; Athaliidae
Exons: 8
Coding region: 347-2842 (831 amino acids)
Cellular component (GO): intracellular membrane-bounded organelle
Molecular function (GO): phosphatidylinositol binding
Source: RefSeq, a predicted model, not a curated record